Molecule: messenger RNA, 1463 nt
Organism: Aspergillus uvarum CBS 121591
Lineage: Eukaryota; Fungi; Ascomycota; Eurotiomycetes; Eurotiales; Aspergillaceae
Product: GNAT family N-acetyltransferase
Exons: 1
Coding region: 96-1241 (381 amino acids)
Biological process (GO): mitotic sister chromatid cohesion
Cellular component (GO): NatA complex
Source: RefSeq, a predicted model, not a curated record
CCUUCCUUAGAUAUAUAUCCCUAUGCUGCUAUAAACAGUUGUUGACUCUUAGUUUUUACUUUGCACUGCUUGUAGCAUCUCACUUCCUGCCAGGCAUGGCAUACCAAUUCUUCGCAAAGGCGCAUCAAUCUAAAGCGCCUACCUCUCCACCUUUGUCUGCCCCUCAGGCUUCAGUGUCGACAUUUUCUUCCUCCAAGCCCGCGCAUUCUCGACCGCCGGUAUACCCAGCGACCCGUCUACCUUCGUCCUCAUCUUCGAACGCAUUCUCACUCAACUUGCCCACCCGAGUGCAGCCCCCUUCUUCCAAGGACACGCCCUUCCAGCCGACCGCGUAUCCCCAUCGCAUAGCAUCAGGCCACCCCACUCCGCACCCGCACGUUACGGUCGAAGUCGUGAGUACAGCUCACAUACCCUCUCUGACUCGGAUCACGGGGUUGCUGCUGCCUAUCCGCUACCCGAACUCAUUCUACACAGCCACGAUCACUGACCCCGUGAUCGCGUCGCUGUCCCGCGUGGCCAUUUACCAUGAUCACCCGGUGGCCGCAGCGCCCGCAUCCACCAAUCUCAAGGCACCGACAACCGGCACUGACAAAGUCAUCGGGGGGAUACGCUGUCGGCUGGAGCGACUGCCUUCCGCUACCGCGGAAACCCUGCAGGCAUGUCACCACUCCCAGCAGCAAGAACCGACCAACCUCUACAUCCAGACUCUUCACCUUCUUUCUCCGUAUCGAGGCUGUGGAGUCGCAGCCUCACUUCUGAACUCGCUACUCUAUGCUUCCUCGCUUCCCUCUGCGUCUUCGAGUCUAAAAGCUCCACCUCAAGUCUCCGACCUGGUGAAACAUUACAACAUUCGCACUGUCACGGCACACGUGCACGAAGCCAAUGAAGACGGUCUGAAAUGGUACCUUGCGCGUGGCUUCCAAUUAGAGGACGGCGUGGUAGAAAAUUACUACCGCCGCCUGAAACCUUCUGGGGCCAGGAUCGUCAAACUCGUCCUGCAGUGGAACGAUGACGAGCACGUGCAUGUGGAAAGCCAGGUUCAGAACAGUCUACCAUCUUCCACUCUGAAGCACAAGCCAGUCAAUGAAGACGACGAUGAAGACUGGGAGAAGGUCGAGGCAGAAGACGAGCAGGAGGACCAUGGAGUGCAGCCAAUCUUGGAUUCGGAAUCCAAGCUUUUCGAAGCCGACGAUAGCCUAAAUAGGAAGCGCAAGGCUGAAGAUGAUCACGCAAAACGUUAGCCUGCUACCGCCUCAGUUUUUUAUCACCAUGGGCUUCAAGUCUCGUCGCGCAUUGCAUCAUUUGGACAUUUUGUUUUGAAAUACUAUGGAUACCCUGUUUGCUACCUGCAUCAUACACUAUAUAGAAUACACAUCUUCUACCUGGGCUGUGCUUCAUGGAAUUGCCUAUCCACCUCUCAUGUCGGAUGCAUCCAUACUACCUGAAGUGAUUUGUUUUAGAAG